Suillus subalutaceus is the source of this 576-nucleotide messenger RNA. RefSeq lists its product as uncharacterized. The coding region runs from base 1 to 576 and encodes 191 amino acids. NCBI's taxonomy places the organism in Eukaryota, Fungi, Basidiomycota, Agaricomycetes, Boletales, Suillaceae. The record is from RefSeq and is a predicted model, not a curated record. The transcript is spliced from 5 exons.
AUGACGCCCAAGAAUGCCCAAGAAACGCUUGGUGUUGUCGGCGAUACUAUGCCAUUGCGCCGCGCCAGUUUUACCACCCUCAGAAAACUUCGUAAUACUAACAACUACUCCUAUCAUGACUACCGGCGUGCAAUCGCUACUGGCCAGCUGAAGAUGAUGUACAACAGGGGUACUACUACUAGUUCACGCUCUUCAUUCCAUUCGCUUAGAGGCGCUGCAGCACGAUCUCUUGAGGAACCCAUCGUAGUUGCAGGCCAUACGUGGUGUCACCUCGGAUCUGUUCUAUUUCACAGUUGGGUCCGGGGGGACGAACCAAUCAACGCCGAUGUUGACGAUGAAUUGCUGGGACGUGGUACCUUGUUUCCGAAUCAAGAUAUGGGUGCAGUCGACACCAUGAUCGAGAGGGGCAUGGUGAUGAUGCGGGACCAUCUUGCAGCUGUCUGCCACAAGUCGACUACACCACCUAUGACCGGUACCGCUCGUGGUGUCAUUCGUCCCCCUGAAGCACCUCUGCUUUCGAUCACCAGGCGCGCUCGCAACCAGGCAAGUCUUGAAACCGGGGAGUCUCAUGUGUGA